GACAUAUGACGUGUUUAUUUUCUAUUUGAUUUGAGUGAGCUACAAUGGCUACAAAAUUUUGAUAUUAUAAUUACAUUUGAGUAACUUUUUUAAUUUAAUUAUUGAUUUGCUUUAAUUACAUUAUUCUCUUUUGUACUGAUAAAAUGAACUGAAGCAGUCUAAGUUGUAGAAUUGUGUAAUGAGGUGGUACGGGCAUGUCUUUGUGCAAAUUAGAGACCAAGGAGGCUAGUAUUUCAGCCGAGAAUUGCCACGAUAUUGUUGAUAAUGUUAUCAGUAAAGUUGAGUCUAAUUCUAAAAUCGAACUUGAACAUUCCGAAGAUAAUAACAGAAAUAAAAACAUACAAGCAAAUAAGGAACUUCCAACCAUAACCAUAAGAAUGUUGAAUUUUUGUAGGGAACUUGCAAUUUUUUGUCUUGUAAUGAUGACAUAUGUUGCUUUUAGUAAAGACCCACCAAAAAUAUCCAAGGGACCUGCUGCAUAUCGUUUUUUUCCUGAAAAUUCAAUUGUUACUGACUGGUAUAGAGGGCAGAUUAGCAAAGCUAUAGAACAUGCUAGAUCUAGUGAUAUUGCAUUUGUGAUGUUUUAUGCUCCUUGGGAUGCAGAUAGUCAAAAAGGAAGAAACGAAUUUGAGAAGGCUGCUGAGUACAUGCAGGACUAUGUAAAUUUUGUAGCUGUAAAUUGUUGGCAACCUUUGGGUGAAUGCAGAACACAAUAUAACAAAGUUUAUAAAUGGCCCGUUCUCAUUGCUUACCUACCUCAUGGAAGAGGUGUACAAUAUAAUGGUCCAUUAAGUGCUCCACAUUUUAUUCAGUUUCUGAAGAAGGUUUCUAACCCUAUCAAACAUUUAGGAAAUGAGGGCAUAAGAGAUUUUCAGGAUGCUUAUAUUAGGGCAGAAAUGAAUGUGUCACCAGGAAGCCUUGAUUUCGCUGUGUAUUACACAACAGCUCUUAGAUAUUUAGAGAAAGAUCCACAAUAUAGAGUUACCUUUUAUAUAACUCCUUCUAAUGUUACAACACCAUCAUUGUCUCUAUACAUGUGGAACGAAACUUUAAUGUUUCCUUCUCACGAAUUACCAUGGACAUCUGAAGAGAUUUUGAAAUGGUUGUUUAAAAACGUCCAUCAAAUCACGUCAUGGGCCUUGCCUAGUGGAUCUAAAAGUACUACCUUAUCGAAUAGUAUGCAAAACGGAUCUGUUCUUAUUCUGUUUACUCCAAGAAAUCCGCUGCAUAACAACAUUGAUUAUUAUAAUAUGCUGCAAGAAAUAGGCCAAGAAUAUUUUACAUGUGAAGAAAAUAUUGUAGCAAAUAUACUUGCUGUUCAUCUUAAGUUGAGACGAACAGCAAAUUCCUUGAUAUAUAAACACUUAAAAUCGACCUGCAAUCUAAAAUCGAGAGUAUUUAAUCAAAAGACAAUUUUCCAAACGAAAACAGUUUGGGCAAAUGCUUCAGCAUGUUCACAGAAGCCCAAGCCACACGAUUGUGAUUUACUGGUAGACAAGAGUAUACAGCACUAUUGUGCUAACCUCAAGACUGAAACUUGUUUAGAAUUAUUUCCUAAAAUUGUAGAUUUUCCUUGUAAAGAACAGGCUACAAUUUCUGAUGACAUAAUAAAAACAUCUAUGGUUACAGGAGUAGGUGACUAUCGAUCUCCAGAAAAUCUCCAAAAACUUCUAUACAGAGAAAGAUGUAAACAAUUCAUAGCGGCGGAAAUGUAUCACCCUGCAAUAUUUUCUAAAAACGUUCCUUCAGAGAAAAAUAUUAGUAUUGCAGGAUUGUCGUGUAGAACUAAUAAAAGUUUGUCAUUUGUAGCAAUGGACAGUCUGCUCCAUUAUUAUUUUGCUCGCCAGCUUGGAAUCGAUUUGAACAACGAACCAGAUAAAAGCGCAGUAGUCAUUUUAAAUGACAAGAUGGAAUCUCAUUAUGUACUCCGAAAUCCAAUUACAAGCGAGAGUAUUAAAGAAGUGAUAUUAAAUUUAACUAAAAACCAUUUAAAUAGAUCCUUCAGUUCAUCGGCUACUUUAAUACCGCCUUCUCAGCCAAAGGUACAAGUUAAGACGGAAGUGGUCGUGGCUGAACUAUAUACUGAUACAUUCCUACCAACUAUAUUAGAGAAAGAUAAGACCGUUGUAGUGCUUUACUAUACCAAGCAAUGUUCAUUUUGCAAUGGCGUUUCUUACAUAUUCCUCACAGUAGCAAGGAAAUUUUCAUUGAUGUCAAAUUUAAUAUUCACCCGUAUUGAUGGAGACAUCAACAUCCUCCCAUGGGAAUAUACAAUGGAAACGUAUCCCACUAUUCUAUUCUUUCCUGCCAAAAGGAAAUCUGAAAGUCGGGUGUUCCCUUCGAGUAUUUCCAUAACUGUACCAAAUCUAAUCAAUUUUUUGUUGGUUAAUUUGGAACCUAAUUUAAAAAUACAAGCAUUGUGGUCCAUGUGUGUUCAAACGAAACUCCCCAAAGAACAAUCAUUUUGUUAUUCAACACUACUGGAAGAAACACUGAACUUAAUUAACGACACUUUGAAGGAAUGGAGAAAAAGUCACAAACUACAACGUCAAAUUCUGUUGCAUAGACUAAAGGCACUGCGACAGUUACAUCUAUUAUUUGCGCAUACUCCCACCAAGCACAUUGAUAUCAGUGAUUAUUUAAAAAAACUUGAUUUAAACGUGCGACAUACCGAAGACUUUUACAUGUCGAAAGAGAUUAAACAUCCUAGAGAUGAAUUAUAGCAUAUAUUUAAUAAGAUACUUAAUGCAUGUGAUCACUAGGAUAAGCUAAAGUUUUGUUUAAAUAGGGAACUUGCAUAAAUUUUUAAAUAUUAAAGUAAUAUUAAAAAACA
This is a messenger RNA of Diabrotica virgifera virgifera (western corn rootworm), 2833 nucleotides long. RefSeq names its product thioredoxin domain-containing protein 11. The transcript is spliced from 12 exons. The record is from RefSeq and is a predicted model, not a curated record. Bases 195 to 2723 code for a protein of 842 amino acids. NCBI's taxonomy places the organism in Eukaryota, Metazoa, Arthropoda, Insecta, Coleoptera, Chrysomelidae.